AUGCGAAGAGGCAUCCCACUCUAUCUGGGCUGCUUGGUCAUGCUCCUCAUCCUACUCAAUGCGGACCUCUUCGGUGGCCUGCCCAAGCCCAAAAGCACCUUUCACAAACGCGGUUCGUCCCACCGCCGACAAAUACCAGACCUGGGGACAACCUUGUACUUCCCAAAGAAGAUAUGGCAGACCUGGAGGAUUGACCCGUUCCACAUGGAAGAGCGGGACUCCGUCACUGCCAGGACGUGGACCGCCAAGAACCCUGACUAUCGAUACGAGGUGUUGACUGAUACCAACGAAAUGUCAUACGUGGAGCAGCACUUUGGGCCUGACGGCUUCGACAGACCCGACAUUGUCGAGAUGUACCGGGCUAUCAAUCUGACCAUCAUCAAGGCGGACCUCCUCCGCUACAUGAUCAUGUACGCCGAGGGAGGUGUCUAUGCGGAUAUCGACGUCGAAGACCUCAAGCCUGUUGAGAGAUUCAUCCCCGAACGUUACGACGAGAAGGAUAUCGACAUGGUGAUCGGUGUUGAGAUCGACCAGCCCAUGUUCAAGAACCAUCAUAUCCUUGGCAAGAAGUCCGAGUCCUUCUGCCAGUGGACCUUUAUGGCCAAACCGCGCCUGCCUGUCAUGAUGAAGCUGAUCGAGAACAUCAUGUCGUGGCUGAGCGACAUCGCCGCGAAGCAAAAGGUGUCCAUCUCGGAAGUCGAGCUCGAUUUCGACGAGGUGAUCAGCGGCACUGGCCCAUCCGCCUUCACGGCUGCCAUCAUCGAGCAGAUGAACGCGCAGACCCACGGCCCAACCAUCACCUGGAACAACUUCCACGAUCUAGAUGAGUCGAAGAUUGUGAGCAGAGUCCUGAUCCUCAACGUCGAAGCGUUCGCAGCUGGACAAGGCCACUCGGAUUCCGGGAACCACAACUCGAGAGGCGCACUCGUAAAGCACCACUACCAUGCAUCGAACUGGCCGAGCAAGCACCCUCGAUUCAGACACCCCGUCUAUGGUGAGGUUGAGCGUUGCAACUGGAACGUGGAUUGCGUCAACAAGUGGGAUGCGGAUGUGGCAGCCUUCGACGCCAUGAGCCCGGAGGAGCAAAAGAAGGUCAUAGAGCAGGCUGAGCAGCCUCCUCCGAUGGCACCGGGAGCGCAGGCACCGAUCGCGAUGCCGGAGGCAGAUGCGGCGGCGGCGGCCCCAGCUUGA
Thyridium curvatum is the source of this 1191-nucleotide messenger RNA. RefSeq lists its product as uncharacterized. The transcript has a single exon. NCBI's taxonomy places the organism in Eukaryota, Fungi, Ascomycota, Sordariomycetes, Thyridiales, Thyridiaceae. Gene Ontology annotation, biological process: protein N-linked glycosylation. Gene Ontology annotation, molecular function: alpha-1,6-mannosyltransferase activity. The record is from RefSeq and is a predicted model, not a curated record. The coding region runs from base 1 to 1191 and encodes 396 amino acids. Gene Ontology annotation, cellular component: mannan polymerase complex.